AUGAUUGCCAAAGACUUUGCUGUGGUUUGGCUUGUUUUGCUGCUUAUCAUCUUCUCAGUAUUCUCCAUAUACUGGGGCUCUCUCUACAACCGUCGCAGCCACAUGAAAAACCUCACUUUGUUGCUUGUUGAUAACGAUCUGCAGGUCGCUUCUCUCCCUCCAUUGUUAGGAAACCUAACUCGAUCUUUGACUCAAACUGAAAACUUUCGCUCCAUCGGAAAAUGGCACAUCUACAACCAUCUCCAAUUUGCCCAAAAAUACAGCAUCUCUUCUUCUGAUUCCACUGCUAUUGAAUCAAAAAUCAAUUCUUUGGUCCACCACAGAAAAUUCUGGGCUGCUGUUUAUAUCCCAGCAAAUGCCACCUUUUCAAUCUACCACGCUUUCAAAAACCCAAACACAACUGCCAACUUCAACCCAAAUGAUAUCUCAGCUCCUCUAUUCCAAAUAAUAUAUGAAUCUGCAAGAGAUCCCAAUGCAAUGUCCUCGCUAAUUGUCCCAGCCUUGAAACUCUUUGGAAACGCUCUAUCCAGCAAAAUUUACUCGGCGGUUUAUACCCCAAUCAUAUCUCAGUUUCUAACCUCAAAUGAAAAAAUCUCUCUCAUAAACAAUGCUCCCCAAUUACUAUCAAACAUCCCAUUGCCAACUUAUAUCGACAAUUUGCCCUUCACAAACCCAGUCAUGAUCGCUCCUUUGCAAGUCGGUUUAAUCUUUGUUGUCAUCUUAACCUUUUUCCAGGUUCUCUUUUUCAUGAGAACCCACGUCUAUGCUGCCAGAAGAAUGAGACAAAAUCUCUUUCCAAAAUACAUCCUCUACAGAAUACUAUCGGCCCAAUUGACCUACUUGUUUCUUUCCCUAGCCUAUUGUGCAGUCUCUGCUGCCUUUCAAAUACCAAUGACAAAGGCCUUUGGAAACGCUGGCUUUGUCAUCUACUGGAUGCUAACAUACCUAACAAUGGCUGCCGUUGGUGGUGCAAAUGAAAAUGCUGCCUGUUUUUUCAUUCCUCUUUUCCCUCCCAUGGUAGGCUUCUGGGUCUUGCUUUGGGUAAUCAUCAACGUAGCACCUGCCUUCUCCCCCAUCGUUUUAUGUCCUGCUAUCUUCAAAUACGGCUAUGCAUUUCCAGUUUACAACUCGGCUGAAUUAACUAAAGUAAUAUUCUUAAACACCUGGAAGGGCGAAAUGGCUAAAAAUAUCGGCGUCUUAGUAGCCUGGAUCGUCGUCAACAAUCUUUUCUUCCCAUUUGCUUUGAAAUGGUUUGGCUAUAGAAUUACCAAAAUUGGUGCAUCUGUCAAAAAUCAUUUAUAA
Messenger RNA from Ascoidea rubescens DSM 1968, 1302 nucleotides. RefSeq names its product SNG1 family protein. The coding region runs from base 1 to 1302 and encodes 433 amino acids. Lineage: Eukaryota; Fungi; Ascomycota; Saccharomycetes; Ascoideales; Ascoideaceae. Gene Ontology annotation, cellular component: membrane. The record is from RefSeq and is a predicted model, not a curated record. The transcript has a single exon.